Tetrahymena thermophila SB210 is the source of this 3129-nucleotide messenger RNA. RefSeq lists its product as hypothetical. The transcript is spliced from 3 exons. The record is from RefSeq and is a predicted model, not a curated record. NCBI's taxonomy places the organism in Eukaryota, Ciliophora, Oligohymenophorea, Hymenostomatida, Tetrahymenidae.
AUUAAUUUAUUUGCAAAUAUCAUUUAAGAAAAAAGGGAUUAUUAAAAUUUUUUAUACUUUAUAGCUUAUUCAAAAAAUCAAACUGAAACAAUAGGGAUUUCCAAAAUUAAGCUUAGAAACCGCUAAUAAGAAAUGUUGUCUCAAAGUGGAUCAAACACAAAAUUGCAACAAAACACCACAAACUAGCAAAUAAAUAGCUCUUAAAAUGCCAACAUGAAUAAUUAUCACUCAAAUAACUUAAAUUAGAAUUAAUUUCAAUACGCCCAAAAUAAUUUUCAUUCACAAGAUCAUUUAUUGUAAGGAGAACAUAUGUUCAAUAAAAGCUAAUAGUAACAAAGCUCAUAAAACAAUAGUAAUGCUCUUGCUUAACAUUUAUUGGCAUCGUCUUCUAUAUAAGUGAAUAAUGGUACAAACAAUAAAAAGAGUAGCGUUAAAAAUCAAAAUCAAGGAACUACUAAUUAAGCAGCUAACUACAGUAGUGGGAUUGGACAGUCACAAGUGGUUGGCAGAAAAAAGAGUCAGGGGUUACUGCAAAAUAUAAAUAAUAUGAAUGAAAGCACAUCUGCAUCUUCCAAUAUGGCAAACUAGAACAGUAAACAAAAUGAGAAGAACAUGUUGGUUGAUAUUUUGAGUAUCAACUAGCAAUACCAAAAUUAGAUUUAACAGCAUUAAUAGUUUAUUUAAUAGAAAAUGAAUAACAACAACAAAGCUAACAACAACUUAAAUAAUGAAAGUAACCAGCAGUCACCUUUAGAAUGUACAAGUGGAAGUAAAAAUAGGAAUGAAAGUAGCGGUCAUGAAGGGUCUAAGGUGUAAAAUAUAAAACUUAACAAUCUGAUUAACUAACUUACAAAGCAGUCUUAAUUUAAUUCUCAAUUUUAAGAAGGAGGCUCUCCGUCUAAAGUAUCAGAUGAGGCUCCCAUUUCGAACAGCAAACAGACUAAAAAAUCAAAGCAGUAGCCAUAGCAAGCAGCAGGAAAUUCGAAAGACAAGCAAAAGAAUACCAUGCAUUCGUACUCUAAUUCUUUGACAAAUUAAAAGAAUAAAUCUUCCAGUUGCUCUUCUCAACAGCAUUUACUGCAAACUCAAUAGAUUUAACAAAAUAUCUCGAUUCCUCCUUAAAGUCCAACAGGAUUAGCAUAAAUGAUGCAAAAGUAAGAAAGUCCUGAUCUUAAAUUCGGAAAUUAGCAAUAAUAACAAUAUAGUGCAGUUUUAGUAAGCAACUGGAAUAUGGCUAACACUUCUCAAACAUCUAGCUAGAAUGGGUUUUAGAGCGGAACAUAACAAAACUCAUCAAACUAGCAAGGAUACCUCCAAAAUUUUUAACAGUCUCAAUUACAAUAGACUUCCAUCGCUGACCAAAUUCAUAAAAUUAUUUGCGGUAAUGGCAAGUCAGUAGUAUCUACUUCUAAUUCUUCAUAGCAACAGUAGAAUUAAUAGCUUAAUUAACAGCAAAACAGCUAUAAUAAUAUGAAGCAAAAUGAUUACUACGAAGUUAUGACUAAAGUCGAUAAAGACAAAAAUAAAAAAGGUAGAAAUGGAUACCAACAAAACAAUUAAGCUAGUAGUCCUUAAUCACAAGCAAGUGCAACAGCAGCAACAGGUUCUACUAUUCUAUAAAACAGUAAUCACACAAGCAGUAUUAACUUUUAGCAAAACAGCGCAAACACUAACUAAAACCACUAUGUGAACGCAUCUUCUACUAACACAAACCAAAUGUAUAAUAACGUAAAUUUAAUGAAUAGCAACAAUGUAAAUUAGGGAGGAGCAUUUAACAAUAUAAGCUCUCUAAACAACACAAAUAAAAUAUCAUCUAUUUAAAAGAAGACUGAAAAAAAUAAAUCUAAAAAAUAAUUAACAAUAAAUACAGCUGAAGUUCAUCAAACAUAUAAUUUCCCUCAAAAUAUGUAAAUUCCACAUACAACAACCACAACUACAAAUAAAAACUAAUUAUAUGCAACAAAUGAUGAAAAUGUCAAUCAGAUGUAACUUCAGUAACAAUUAUAAAAGUAAAUUCUUUAGCACUCCUCAACCAAUGCUGCCUACAAUUAAUAUUUACAAUCUUCUUAAGUUUAGCAUGACCUCUUGCACAAUUCAAAAAGUAAUGUAAACCUUCAAUCACAGUAACUCUACCUCUAGUAAGGUUAAAUUUCUUAGAUUUUAAGCUAGCAGCAGCUUUCUCAUUAAUAAUCUUAGUCUCAGCAAUCAAAUUUGUAGUAAUCAUCUAACUUGUCAUCUUGCAACAGACCUAAAACUGCUAAAAAUAGUGCAUCAUCUUCCUCAAAUAAAUAAAAUUUUAUUAUAAAUUCAUCUAAAUCAAAAUAGCAAUCAAAUGCAACAUCUUCUGCAUCUUCAUCUAUAAUGAAAUAACUUUCACCAAAAUACCAAUAACAGCUUAUGAAAUAUGAAGGUAUGACUAAUGUCCUUCAACAACAAUAAGAUUAAAUUCUAAAAGAAAACUUCUUAAAUUAAAUAACAGCUAAGUAAAAUGAAAUAAAUGGUAUUGAAAUCAAUCACUAAGAGCCUUUCUUUUUAUCUCCUAAACACCCUAAAUCUCAACCCCAAAGUACAAAAAAUCAGUAAAAAUAAACUCACUUUGAAUUCCCAUUGAACUAAUAGAAUCAACAAGUGUAGAACUAAUAGCAAGUAAAUAACUUUUAAUCUACUAAUUAGCAUGAUUUGGUAAACUUAAGUCAAACCCUUAACUAAUAGAAACAAUAAUAAAAGUAAAAAAAUCUAUAAAUAAAUUAAAUACUAUUGUAAUAGCAAUAAUAAAUCCUUCAAAAUUAACAGUAACAAUAGUAAUAAUAAUAAAUGCAUUAGUCUUCGACAAUUUCAAAUUCUUAGUCAUAAAACUCAUAAAUGCUUACAAAUAAAAAAUUUUCUUCACGUGAAACUUAAGACUUAAAAUCAAAUUCUCAGUUAAAAUAAAGUAGCACAAGAGAUACUUCGAUCUAAAAAUUAUAAAGAUCCGAUCUAAUAAAGAUAGUGUAAAGAACAUCAUAAAUUUUAAAUUCAUAUUCUAAAUAGAAAGAGUUUUGGAUCCAAGAAAAAAGAAUGCUCCUAAAUGAAGUAAAUUAAUUAAGAGCAAGAUUAUAAUUCUAUGAAGACAAUACUAAUCUAUAGUGA